This is a messenger RNA of Orbilia oligospora ATCC 24927, 2946 nucleotides long. RefSeq lists its product as uncharacterized. The record is from RefSeq and is a predicted model, not a curated record. Gene Ontology annotation, molecular function: phosphorelay sensor kinase activity; histidine phosphotransfer kinase activity. The transcript is spliced from 7 exons. Gene Ontology annotation, biological process: phosphorelay signal transduction system; protein autophosphorylation. Bases 1 to 2946 code for a protein of 981 amino acids. NCBI's taxonomy places the organism in Eukaryota, Fungi, Ascomycota, Orbiliomycetes, Orbiliales, Orbiliaceae.
AUGUCAUCACCGCUCACACCUAUUGACGACGAGCCUACUACUCCCAGGUUAGAUGGGGUCGACGAGAGACCCUCAAUUCUUGGUAUUACAGAAGUUAAAGUCAAAAAUACUGUACCCGAGCGACCCUCUGAGCCCACAAUUUUUGACGCUACCCUAACUAGCUCGCCGAUAUUUGAAUUCUGUGAGGGCGACUUUCAACGUUUAUACCCAGCGGACAGGGAUGAAGAUGGGUGUGUCACGGAGCCAAUUAAGCCUGUGGACUUUGAGGAUCCAUAUUUGUUCCCGACAUUGACAAAAAAUGAGUUGAUACGCCUCAAAUCAUUGUGGUACUACGGACGGUACAUAGAAAAUGAUACAUACUUGUUAUCAUGUUUGCAAGAUCAAGUAGACUUGGUGAAUGAUUUCAUGGAGAAGGAUUGUGUGAUCCUUGGCCUACUCGAUCACGACUACUAUCGGAGAGUCGUAACUGCAAAUGUGCCCUUAGCCAUCUUACCCCGUCGGGAGGCUACUUGCGCUCAUACGGUCUUACAUGAUGGAGGGAGGGUGUUUAUGGUGAAGGAUAUGGAAAAAGACUGGAGGUUUAUGGCUUCACCCCAUGUCGAGGCCGGUCUAAAAUUCUAUGCAGGGACACAAUUGAGGUACAAGAUACCUGGGACCAAUUGUGAAAUCGCUUUUGGGUCUCUUUGUGUCGCCAACUUCUCAGCAACUCAGCCUCUAAGCCUUCGACAACAAAAUGCGCUCAUGAAAUUCGCCGAUAUCAUCGUCCAUACUAUCAUUGAGCGAACUCGAAGUAUGAGGCUUGCAGAAAGAGAACGACUUACAUCGAUACUCGGACAUCUAACAAAAACUGCUGAGCCGAAGACCAUCAGAGAAACCGCUUUGCAAACACUACGAGAAACGUAUCCCUUCGCUUCCGUCAGUAUUCAGAGCCACCAUGAUGACUACCUUUCCCUCAAGAAUCGGCAUUUACCUAUUUCAUACUCCGAUUUUCGGGAAAAUAUUUGGGAAGAUGACGAGGGCCUCAAUAAUUGGAUUGCAGGACACAACAAUAUACCGUAUAAAAGAUCGGAAUGCGACCCUAGUGUUCGAGCUAUCGCAGUCAGGAUGAAAUCUGAUCCAAAAUCAUAUGUGGUGGUAGAAACCAGCCAGAUGAAGCAGAUAUUCGAUGAAGUAGACUCUUGGUUUGUCGGCGCAGUCACACUUCUUGUCUGUAAUACCAUUCAGGAAGAACUGUUAAAUCAGACUAUGGAUGCAAAAUCUCGUUUCCUAAGAGGAAUUUCCCACGAACUCAGAACACCAAUACAUGCCAUACUAUCGUCCUGCGAGCUGCUCAUAGAAGAGAACAGAGGUAUAACGCCACCAACAAACUCACAGGAGCAUGUUGACUCCUUGAUGCUACCGAGACAAGCUUAUCUGUCAGAUAAAGCUCUCGCCAUGCUGAGUAACAUCGACAGUUCGGGCCGGGAGCUUCUUAACACUAUCAAUAACUUACUAGACUACGAUCAGUUCGAAAACAAGGCAAUAGUCAAAGUUAUGCAACUCCAUAGUUUCAAUAUCAUCGAGGAAGAAGUUCUGCGUGAAACUGCUUCUGGGUUCAACACUGACCAAGCAGUCACUCUAAUAUCUGACAACCGGCUGCCUCCAGAAGUUGAAAUGUUGAUGACGGAUUACAACCUGAUAAAGCAAUGCCUAGGGCAGCUAGUCCAAAAUGCUAUGAAGUUUACGAAUACCGGGACUGUGAUAUUCCAGACUACGCUGUCAGAACACCACGACAUCCUCGAGUACAACAUCGUGGACACUGGCAUCGGUAUUGCGGAUGAAGAUCGUGAAAAAAUAUUUCAACCAUUUGAGAAAGUGGACCCGACAGUGAGAGGCUCGGGUCUAGGGCUUCCGGUGGCAUCGCGGAUUGCAGAAGUUCUGGGAGGUAGUCUCAAGUUGAUAUCAUCGUGCCCCAGCGAUGGAUCACAUUUCAGGCUUCAAUUAGAAAAUCCAAUAUUGGCCUGCCCGAGACUUUCUUAUCGAAAACGUAUCCUGAUAAACUGCGAAAUGCCUCUUACGUACUUUAUGCCGAUCGAUAGACAACUCGAAACCGUUCACCUUACUUAUGCGGCCCGAAACUUGGAAAGAAUGGGGUUCAGAUGCAACGGACCGGACAAGGCAACAGUGGUUCUCGUUGAAGCUAAGAGUGCCACCGACACAUUUGCAAACCUACUUGGCUCUAUUCGACGCGACCAGAUUAUCAUAUACAUCUGCCAGAAUUACAGUGAGCUUCGAGACAGCGAGGAGGCGUUAAGUAAUGAGGACUAUACCAGGAGAUUCAUCCGUUGCCUCACCCCAGUUCGAAGAGGAAGACUUUGGCAGGUUGUAGAGGACGCCGUAAACGCCUACCGAGAUUUAGGUCUCAAAGACCCAAAGUUGCACCUCCCCGAACCAUCCAAACACUUUCUGGAAGGCCCUUCAAAAGUUCGAUCUGGACAAAACAUCCACGCGACCGCAAUUUCCACAGAAUCGUCGAAGACCCGACGGCGCCAUCAUGGACGCCGGCGUCUUGACGCAUUGCGAAUUCUCAUUGUGGAUGAUAACCCUACGAAUCUGGGUAUCCUCGUGAUGUAUUGCAAGAGACGUAAACAUGACUACGUUACCGCUGUAAACGGGAAGGAGGCGCAUCAAAAAUACUUGGAGGCAGCUGCAGAGGAUAAGUGCAUAUCCCUUGUCCUGAUGGAUUUGGACAUGCCAGUCAAAAACGGGAUUGAUGCGACGCACGAUAUCAGAGUCAGCGAGGCGACAGAAGGACUUCAACCGAGUAUGGUGUUUAUGGUUACUGGGCAAAAUACGGAUGAAGACAAGGAGAAGUCCGUAGCGGCUGGUGCCAACGGGUACUACGUGAAGCCGCUGAGUAUGAAGGCGCUUGACGACCUUAUAUCUCUACACUUUCCCCAGGAGUGA